Molecule: messenger RNA, 549 nt
Organism: Kazachstania africana CBS 2517
Lineage: Eukaryota; Fungi; Ascomycota; Saccharomycetes; Saccharomycetales; Saccharomycetaceae
Exons: 1
Coding region: 1-549 (182 amino acids)
Source: RefSeq, a predicted model, not a curated record
AUGUUUUGCAUGAGCUUCUCUGUAAGAACUACGAAUUUGGAGAAGAGACCAAUCGACCAGGAGUCACUAGUAGAAAAGAAAACUCCUUCGGGGAUUAUCAAAUCUAUAAGAGGGAAACAGGUUGCUUUUUCCAUAUCCACCUCGGCCCACUGCUAUAGCUUUAGCUGGACUUCUUUAUCUCGUGAAAACUUUGACCUUUCCAUCAAAUCUCUCAUACCUUCUCUACUAUUGGAACUACUCAUAGGUGGGAUCGUGUACGAUACGAAACUUGGUGACAAGAUGGGCUUUUUUAUGUCGAGAAAAGGUUUGAUAGCUUGGUUCGUCGUGCAAGUAACAGUCCUUGUGGGUUUGACUGUUUUACUCAUUCACGAUAAAUUCCCGACUUUGAUGUUGGACCUGUGGGUUGAACUAUUGUUUAUAUCCUAUCCUGUCUUAAUCAUCGUUAACGGUGUCAGGAAACUCUCUCCUGGCCAAGAUUAUGUAGCUGCCACAUUGCUUUCUCUCAUAAUUCCUAUGCUAUCUUCAGGAGUCAUGCUCUUACUUGAAUAA